CCGGCUCCCAUCACAUCUCAUAGUUGAAAUUGAACUACUGAAGUGAUGGCUAAUUUUAAGGGUCAUGCACUUCCAGGAAGUUUCUUCCUUAUCUUUGGCCUGUGGUGGUCUGUGAAAUACCCCCUGAAAUAUGCCUGUCGAAAGCAGAAAAAGAUUUGCUGGUUUGGUUCCAAAGUUGGUUUCCAGCGUGUGGAGGUGAUCGAAGGAGCAGUGAAAGCAAUAUUUGCUUUAAUAGGAAUAUUGGCUGAACAGUUUGUGCCGGACGGUCCUCACCUCAAGCUGUACAAUCAUGAAGAGAAGCAUUGGGACCACCUUAUGAACUGGCAGCACUCCACCAUGUAUUUCUUCUAUGGCAUCUCGGGGGUGGUGGAUGUCAUCACCCACACCACAAAAGCUGUUCCUGUUGCAAUGGAUAGACUGAUGCUCGCCAUUGCUGUAUUUAUUGAAGGAUUCCUGUUCUACUAUCAUGUCCAUGGCAGGCAGGAGCUGGACCUUCACAUUCAUCUGCUCCUCUUGUUUGCGGUGUUUGGUGGAGCGCUGUGUAUAUUCCUGGAGGUCUUCUUCCGUGGAAAUAUCAUCCUGGAGCUCUUCCGAUGCAGUCUGUGUAUAUUACAAGGCAGUUGGUUCUGGCAGAUUGGAUUUGUGCUGUUUCCUCCUGGUGGUGGCCCUGAGUGGAAUCAGAACGAUCACAAUAAUGUAAUGUUUAUUACAAUGUGCUACUGCUGGCAUUACGCUUUUGCUCUUCUGAUUGUCGGAGCCAAUUAUGGAGUAGUUACUUGGGUGGUUAACACAAAGCUGAAGAGCGCUCAGACGAUGGAGAUGGAGCUACUGAAAUCCCAGCGAAGAGAUCAAGACUCAGACGAUGACUUUUAGUAGACCAUUCUCAUAUUUAGCCUAAUGAUGAUUUCAGCAUUCUGAUUCAUAUCAUUUGUACUGUAUAAUAGACCAAAAUAAUAUGUAAUAAUGUGUAAUAAUGUGUACAAAGUAACUAUUUUAAUAAUUGUAAAGUUUUGACUUCACCAGCUGUAUAAAAUACUCUGAUCCUGUU
Molecule: messenger RNA, 1048 nt
Organism: Nanorana parkeri
Lineage: Eukaryota; Metazoa; Chordata; Amphibia; Anura; Dicroglossidae
Gene: TMEM45A
Product: transmembrane protein 45A
Exons: 6
Coding region: 46-873 (275 amino acids)
Source: RefSeq, a predicted model, not a curated record